Messenger RNA from Colletotrichum chrysophilum, 1101 nucleotides. RefSeq lists its product as uncharacterized. Bases 1 to 1101 code for a protein of 366 amino acids. The record is from RefSeq and is a predicted model, not a curated record. NCBI's taxonomy places the organism in Eukaryota, Fungi, Ascomycota, Sordariomycetes, Glomerellales, Glomerellaceae. The transcript has a single exon.
AUGUCCACUGAUUCGGUCUCGGACCGGCGUUCAGCAGGCCCUCAACACCCCAUCUUGACGGAAGAACUGUUGUCAGCCUUUGAGUCCCUCUCCACAGAAGUCGACAAUAAUACUCAAUGGAAUGCAACCGAUGUCCGUAAGUUAGCAACCGAAAAGUUUCCGGACCGGAAUGUUCGCAUGGAGCUUUUCGCAUACGAUGGCAGGCGGGCCCAGGAGAGAGUUGAGAAAAUCAUCAACCCGCAGCUCACUCCCCGACAGUGCAUGAUGCAGAUCAAGAACACCAACUUCACUCAGUCCGGCCCCAGAGCUCAGUGGUAUUGGAUGAUGGAAAUGAUGUUCAGAAAGUUCCACCCCAUCGGCUUUGCAACUCACGGCGGCCAUACCACUGGCUAUGGCAUCGAUCCUGGCCCGGUAUACCUUCUGCCUCAUGGCUUCAACCCCAACAACCACACCGGACAGCGACUUCAUCACAGUUUGCUCGGAAUCAAUCUUGACAUCGGCCUUGAAAUUUGCGACACAGACCCAGGAAUUCCCAUCAAGAUGAUUAACACCGGAUCCGACCAUGUGUUCACCCCUCCUGAGACAGGCUUUGUCUUCGCCCAGAUUGGAUCUCUGCGUGUCUUUAAUGGUACCAACGGCUGGCCCAAGAAGGGCGAGCCAUUCAACGACGCAUACAUGCGCGAAAGUCCAUGGGAAGAGACUAAGUUUGGAGUUGUUGUCCGGAUCGAUAAUGAUGGCAACCCAGGAGCGGUCUACGUCAUUUACAACUUCUGGGCGCAUGGAAAAAACAUUGAGGCGAACGACCAUUUCCGACCUCCUGUCAGGAACCACAAAAAUCAAGUCCUCCCCCACGUUGGACAGCUUCACCCCAAGUGCAACCCGGGCGAGAACUUCACCGUGGCCAAGAUUGCUAACAACAUUGCGGAUCUCAUCCCCAACCCCGAAUCCGAGUCAUCCCUCCUUGUCUUCAGCAGAGAGUUCGACUUCAAGGUUGUGUCAAAGGAAGAGUGCCACAUCGGCCCCGCCAAGCAGAUUGACCACAACGGUAAGAGCUAUCUCUUGCGUGAUAGUAUCAAGGGACCGCAGACGCGCUGGGGAUGA